AUGAAUUUUCAAGCGAUUACUGAACGAUUUAAGAAUAUGAUGCAGCAGAAAACUACACGUCCCUCUACUGCAUCCCAGCCUCCAGAAAGCUUUGCAUUCUAUCAUCAGAUCAGGCAAUUGUCCCAAGAGCCAUGGACGUACGAAGAUCCGGAAUUGCAAGAUGUGGCUAUGUCUAUCCUGCCUUUAGAAAAACUAUUUGAAGAUGCUACGAAAAGAGAAAAGGAUGGCAAUGGAUCAUGGGGUUACCAAGAUUAUCUCAUUCAAUCCCUUCUUUCUUGGUUCAAACAAGAAUUUUUUUCUUGGGUUAAUUCUCCGAAGUGUGAAAGUUGUCAGUCUGAUACACAUUUAAUAGGUGCUUGUAGACCAAACACAGAGGAAAGUUUCCAAGGUUGUAAUAACGUUGAAGUAUAUCAAUGUAAUGGUUGUUCUCGUCAGCAGAGAUUUCCUCGGUACAACAAAGUUCGUCCUCUACUUUUUUCAAGAACAGGAAGAUGUGGAGAAUGGGCCUGCUGCUUCACGUUUUUAUGUCGUGCGCUUGGUUCCAGAGCUCGCUGGGUUUGGAAUGCGGAAGAUCAUGUUUGGACUGAAGUCUAUAGUUUCAAGCAAAACAGAUGGGUACAUGUGGAUUCUUGCGAAGAAUCAUUUGAUCAGCCAUUAAUUUAUGAGCAAGGAUGGGGGAAAAAGAUGUCAUACUGCAUUGGAUUUUCAAUCGACAGUGUUCGUGAUGUCUCUAGUCGUUACAUUCGCGAUCCAGAGAAUGGUAACCCUAGAAAUCGUUGUCCAGAAAUUGUAAUUGAGCAUACUAUAAAGUCAUUAAACGAGGAAUUCCGUUCUGCUUUAAGUGAAUAUGACCGAUCCAAACUUUUAGAUGAAGACCGGAGAGAAAAAGAAGAGUUGAUCAGUUACAGAACGCGGGAAGAUCUUUCUUCCUCUGCUUUACCAGCUCGUCAAACUGGUAGCGAGGAUUGGAAACGUGAAAGAGGAGAGGGCGGUAACUAA
Messenger RNA from Schizosaccharomyces osmophilus, 999 nucleotides. RefSeq names its product peptide N-glycanase Ngl1 (gene ngl1). The coding region runs from base 1 to 999 and encodes 332 amino acids. The transcript has 5 exons. Gene Ontology annotation, cellular component: cytosol; nucleus. The record is from RefSeq and is a predicted model, not a curated record. Gene Ontology annotation, molecular function: peptide-N4-(N-acetyl-beta-glucosaminyl)asparagine amidase activity. Gene Ontology annotation, biological process: protein deglycosylation; protein quality control for misfolded or incompletely synthesized proteins; glycoprotein catabolic process. NCBI's taxonomy places the organism in Eukaryota, Fungi, Ascomycota, Schizosaccharomycetes, Schizosaccharomycetales, Schizosaccharomycetaceae.